AUGGCGCUUUGCAUAAAUUCUUUACUGGACAAGCCGAUACUAAGGAUCGGUCCAUUUAUAAUAAUUGUCAUGAUGAUAGUGCAAGAGAUAGACUGUAUCGGUUGUUUUGUUUGUUCAUCGUUCAACGGAUCUGAUCCUACUUGUGAGGAUAUAUUCAAUUCUACGAUUACUACCCAUGAUGAAUCAGACACCGUUGGCAUAGGUAAUUACAGGUAUCCGUGCUGGGCUUUCAAAAAACAACGACAAGGUUUAUUCCCCGCAGAUCACUGUAUCAAAGUGAAUGGAUACCGAACAGAUGACGCAUCACAAACCAUGGUUAUUCGGACGUGUGCACUGGAUUCAGGUACUUUGACAGCAGAUACGGAAAUAGUGCGCAUAUCUCACUGUGGUCACUUCAAAUAUGAAGGUCACCAGUACGCAGGAUGUGUACAAUCGUGCGACACAGAUGGAUGUAAUGGUGGUUCAAGUAUAAACAGAAAUUAUCAUAACCUUCUUUAUGUCAUAACAGUGAUACUUCUUGCAAUUAUUAGAUUAUAA
Molecule: messenger RNA, 537 nt
Organism: Thelazia callipaeda (thelaziosis nematode)
Lineage: Eukaryota; Metazoa; Nematoda; Chromadorea; Rhabditida; Thelaziidae
Source: the annotation of a GenBank genome assembly